This is a messenger RNA of Achroia grisella, 339 nucleotides long. RefSeq names its product endocuticle structural glycoprotein SgAbd-5-like (gene CPR49). The transcript has 3 exons. The coding region runs from base 1 to 339 and encodes 112 amino acids. Gene Ontology annotation, molecular function: structural constituent of chitin-based larval cuticle. Gene Ontology annotation, cellular component: chitin-based extracellular matrix. Lineage: Eukaryota; Metazoa; Arthropoda; Insecta; Lepidoptera; Pyralidae. The record is from RefSeq and is a predicted model, not a curated record.
AUGCGCCUUAUAGUGUUAUUCGCAUUAGCCUUUGUGGCCGUCGCUCUGGCAAUUCCACAACAAGAACAAAACCCCGUCUACAUCCUGAAGCAAGCGGCUGAUGUCAAUCCCGAGGGCUACCAAUUCGAGUUUGAAACAAGCGAUGGCACAUCCCGUCAGGAGCAAGGCACAUUAAAACAAGUGAGCGAGGAUCACAAGGCGAUCGAAGUGUCCGGUAGCUACAAGUACGUCGCGCCCGACGGUAUUACAUACUCUGUCACAUACACAGCUAACGAGCACGGCUUCCAACCACAGGAGCACAUCGAGCAUCAGAAUAACCAACAACAAUACCAACAGUAA